This is a messenger RNA of Colius striatus (speckled mousebird), 3568 nucleotides long. It is a transcript of the gene ZNF367, whose product is annotated as zinc finger protein 367. Gene Ontology annotation, biological process: homophilic cell-cell adhesion. The coding region runs from base 153 to 1154 and encodes 333 amino acids. Gene Ontology annotation, cellular component: cell-cell junction. The transcript is spliced from 5 exons. Gene Ontology annotation, molecular function: ionotropic glutamate receptor binding. The record is from RefSeq and is a predicted model, not a curated record. Lineage: Eukaryota; Metazoa; Chordata; Aves; Coliiformes; Coliidae.
AGGAGCCGGCGUCCCCGGCUACGAGCGUCUGAGGCGCGGUUGGGCAAGCAACAGGUGGCGGCGGCCGCGCGAUCUCCGUACUAUACACCGCUCAUCUCGGGACGCAGACUCGGACAGCGGGGCUUCCAGGCCUUGGCCGCACUGGGUCCGUGAUGGCAGAUCGGCUGCCGCCGGGGCCCCCGGUGAUUUUUUGCCAGGACUCCCCGAAGCGUGUUCUGGUUUCCGUCAUCAAAACUACCCCUAUCAAGCCCUCCUCGCGCGGGGUAGGCGAGGAGCCGCCGUCCGCCCCGCCCGUCCCCACCAGCCCCGGCUUCAGCGACUUCAUGGUGUACCCUUGGCGUUGGGGCGAGAACGCCCAUAAUGUGACCCUUAGCCCCGGCGGCACCGCCGCUCCCUCGGCCCUCCCGCCGCCUCGCGGGGGAGCGGGUAGAGCCCCCGCCGGCAACGAGGAGAAGGCAGGAAGCCCGAGCGGCGGCAGCGGCAACAGCAGACACCGACACCUGACGGAUGGGAUAAGGCGUGGCCGGCCGAGAGCAGACACCGUCCGUGACCUAAUCAGCGAAGGAGAGCACUCUUCCAGCAGAAUACGUUGCAACAUCUGCAACAGGGUCUUCCCACGAGAGAAAUCGCUGCAGGCCCAUAAGCGAACUCAUACUGGUGAAAGGCCUUAUUUGUGUGACUACCCAGACUGUGGAAAAGCCUUCGUUCAAAGUGGGCAGCUCAAAACUCACCAGCGUCUCCACACAGGGGAGAAACCUUUUGUCUGCUCAGAGAAUGGCUGUUUGAGCAGAUUCACACAUGCAAACCGUCAUUGCCCCAAACAUCCCUAUGCCCGACUCCGGAGGGAAGAGCUCACGGACUGGCUGAGUAGGAAGCAGACAGCUGACAAUAAAGCUGUGGCUGAGUGGCUAGCAAAAUACUGGGAGACUAGGGAACAGCGUGCUCCUGCUUUGAAAACUAAAACCAUCCAGAAAACGGAUCAGGAACAGCAGGACCCAAUGGAAUACCUUCAGUCUGAUGAAGAGGAUGAUGAAGAGAAAAACAGCGCUCAUUCUGCUGCACGCCGCCUCCUCCAGGAGCAGCGGGAGCGCAUGCAUGGUGCGCUGGCUCUCAUCGAGCUUGCAAACCUCACUGUGGCACCCCUGCGACAGUAGAUCAGAACCGAGCCUGCCUAUACACAAUGUACUUGCUGGUGGUACUUAACCAGUUAGAUCCUGAGCAUAAGCUAAGCACCUUAUUUGCUUAUCAUAGGCUGCUAUUCUGUAGAAUUUAUGAAGAAUGUUGUUGCCCCAUGACAUGGGGUGAGAGAAUUGCACUUUUUGUAAGGUAAAAGACAGAUGUAAAGUUUCUAAGUAUUUUGUAAAUAUAAGACUGCGUAAUGCAGGGUUGACAAAUUUUUGUGUUGUGGGAAGCUAGAUUUUGCAAGGUUAACUCAUUUAUUUGAAGCAGUUUUCAUGGGAAGCACUUUCUGAACAAAGUGUUUGCGAUCAGCAGAAUGGUACACACAGACGAAGGCUGGCAAAUAAAGAAUUUAUCUGAGUAUUUAAGCAAAUUUAUAGUAAGUGGUAGGUCUGAAGAUAUUGUUGAUCUGCAAUGAAACCGCAGUUUUCUAGGUUCAGUUUAUCUUUACUGAGUAUCACUGAGGCAGAAGGCAAAGCUUAGUUAUCUCAGCUUCUAGAGGGGAAGAAACUGCUUCAUGUAGGAUGCAGGAAGCAGGAUGUAGGAUCGUUCAGGAUCUUCACUGUGACUGCUCAAGGUAUGAGGCUUGACUUUGCUGUUUUACGUUUUCUGAUUUGAUUUCAGCGGAAUCUCUUGGUAGCACUUGUUGUUCUUAACAUGUGAUGUUAGGAACUUUUGCACAUUGUUGGGUUUAUCUGAAAAUGAUUAGUCUUGCAAAGUCUAGGUAAAGGUAAACAAUUCAUGAUGGUUUUUUUUCCUAGAGAUUUUUUUUGGACCCUGUAGUGAUUUGGCACUUGAUUUUUGUUAAUUAAUAGGGGUAUUUACAGGGUGGUAUGGAUUUGUAGUAAACUAUUCUAGAUUUCCUAUUAGCAAACACUAAGUUUUAAAAUACUGCUUUUAUAUGAUUAUUAGCAAACAGAAGUCUCCAUACUUUCUGUGCAUAAAGCCACCUUAUUGCUUUACUUCAGGAUAACAUGCCGAUUUUUGUGUUCACUAACUAGCACAGCUAUCAAUUAAACACUGCAUAAAAGUAUUCAAUGUACAACUAGGAAAUAGGCUUCCAAAGGUAGUUACAAGUGUGUUAACAGUGUGAUUUCAUGUAUUUCCCAAAUAAUUGAAGUUACAGAAUGCUGCCUAGUACUCAGAUGCUGAUAAAAGUCUAGCGAGAUAUCUUGUCACUUCGUGAAUGUUAUACACUUUCAAAUAGCAUUGUUUCAUGGGGAUCUUUUUCUGUAUUUUGCUUUGAAGGCAACCAGAUAUUCCUAAUAUGCUAACAAAACUUUGUCUUCGGAUAAGACUUUGUGUGUGUUUUGUGGGUUUUUUAUUCUUGUUAAGCUACUGCUUUAGGGGAUAUUAUUAAUUUGUAUUUACUGACCUGCUUGCUUUAACUCCUUCCUCUUGUGGAAGGUCAGGACAGUGGGAAGAGAAGCCAUUUUCCCACUUUUUUAAACAAGAGGAAGAAAUAAUUUUAUCAAUCAGAUGCAAACAGCUGUGCCAGAAAAGUAGUGCGAUUUCUACACCUGAAACUACAAAUGCUAUGUUAUCUGAUAAUUGAUAACCUUAUUGUAGUUAAAAAUCUCAUUCACCCUGUUUAAAUAAUGUAUUGAUGCACUUAACUGAAGAGUAAUCGAAAAAUUAAAGAAAAAAUGACUUUAAUUGAAUGUAAAAAAUUUUGCACCAGUGAUACGGUUUCACUUUUGUUUCCAAUUCCUAAACUUAGCUGACAUCAGGCUCAUUGGCUUCUGUUUUAAGUCUUUCAGGCUUAAAAGUAAGAAACAGUGUAGUCAUUCUCUGCUUCUUAGUGUAUGUAAAGUUGGUAAUUCGCAAGUGUAGGUUUGGAGUAUCUCAAAUAAGUUACAUGCUUCUGACUGUUCAGUUGGCUGCACACAGAGUCUGAUCCCAAAAUAGGCCCUGAGUUAAGUCUGCUGUAUUUCUGAGUCAUAACUCAGAAUUGUUCCUGAGUAGUGUUUCACAGGGCACAAGACUGUAAUUAGCCAGUUGCAGACUGGAGUCAUAUCUUACUUCAUUAAGACUGAUUGUUUUAAUUAUUCUUUUUUUCCAGUCAGCUGUAAUGCUUCAGGCAACUUGCAGAAUACUUCUUCAUGUAUGACAAGUAAAUUCUACUUGGCUGUAGAUAAAAUUCAGACAGCUGAAGCAGUUUUGUCAUGACAAGUUUUGGUUAAAAUACCAAGUUUUGUUGGUUUUUUCCUUUUUUUUUUUUUAAAGAUGUGGAAGACUGCUUUGUUUUAUUAAGAGGUUAUUAUAUAUGUAAGAAAUCUUGAAGUGCUUUGAAAGAUUAAGUUGUAGUUUGGCAUGACUUAACAACAGAAGAGUGGAUGUGCUGUCAUUGCAAUAGAUGCUUUGAAUAAAAAAUUGGUUAAAUUUUCAA